Messenger RNA from Anopheles nili, 458 nucleotides. Its product is annotated as cuticle protein 12.5-like. The transcript has 2 exons. Bases 59 to 436 code for a protein of 125 amino acids. The record is from RefSeq and is a predicted model, not a curated record. Lineage: Eukaryota; Metazoa; Arthropoda; Insecta; Diptera; Culicidae.
GUCCUAUCGAACAGCUUGAGGAACUAUCCUUCCAACAACCACCCAACAAACCAUCAACAUGUUCUCGAAGAUGAUGAUCGUCGCUCUCCUGGCCGCGGUUGCCAGCGUCAGUGCCAAGCCAGGAGCGUUCCUGCCAGCUGCCCCACUCGCCUACACCGCUGGUGCCGCUCCUUUGGCCUACACCGCUGCUGCCGCUCCUCUGGCCUACUCGGCCCCACUGGCCGUAGCCCCGGCAGCUCUUCCCGCCGUCGCCUACACGGCCGGAUACGCCAACGUAGGAGAUUCUGCCGUCGUCACCUCGCACAACUCGCAGGUCAUCAAUCCGGCCUAUGCCGCCUACACGGCUGCCCCGGUUGUGUCCGCGUAUGCUGCCGCCCCGGCCCUGGCCUCCCCGUUCGCCUACAGUGCCCCGUUUGCCGCCAAAUACGUCCUGUAAACCGGCCACGCUAGCCAACCGU